AUGAGGCCGCUCAAACCCCGGGAGAACACCAACGGCAUCGAUCUUGUUGGUGGACUUGGUGGCCGGCUGCUGUUCGGGAGCGGGGGUGCUGAGGAUCCGGCGCGCGACAUCGUCGCGCCAGCUGUGGAGGGCACAGCUGCCGUCCUGCGAGGAGCGGCCCGGCACAAAGGCAACCCACUGAAGCGCAUCAUAGUGACAUCCUCUGUCUGCGCAAUACACGAUUGUAACGCCAAGCAGCAACCCCGAGCUGGGCCCGGAAAGCCGUACACUGAGGAAGAUUGGAACGAGGUCUCCACGUUGGAGGAGGAGCCGUACUGGGUGUCCAAGGUGGAGGCGGAGCGCACUGCCUGGCGGCUGGCUUCGGAGCUGGGGUUGGAGGUGGUGACGGUGCUGCCCAAUUUCGUGAUGGGCCCCGUGGCAUCUGCUGAUGCAGCCGCGGGUAUCAGUGUGAGCUUCUUCAAGAGCAUUGUGGAGGCCUGUGAUGGUCCCGGAGACCCCAAGCCGCUCCCCUCGGGCUCAUGGACGUUCGCGGACGUGCGCGACGUGGCGGCGGCGCACGUGCUGGCAGCGGUGACUCCGGCGGCGGCGGGGCGGCGGUACAUCGUUAGCCAGCCUAAGUCAUCGAGCGCCAAGUCCAUCACGGACAUCCUCAAAGCCGCUGUUCCCCAGCUCGCCCACCUGCCCGACGGGGAGUCCGCACCCGAGGAGGAAAAAGUGGACGCCAGUCGUGUCGUACGGGAGCUGGGUCUGCAGUACACCCCGCUCCGCCGUACACUGACGGAUAUGGCGGAGUCGCUCAUCCGUUUGGGGCUGGCGACGCCGGCAGUCGCAGCACCAGCAGCAGCAUCGUCCUGA
This is a messenger RNA of Volvox carteri f. nagariensis, 855 nucleotides long. RefSeq lists its product as uncharacterized. NCBI's taxonomy places the organism in Eukaryota, Viridiplantae, Chlorophyta, Chlorophyceae, Chlamydomonadales, Volvocaceae. The coding region runs from base 1 to 855 and encodes 284 amino acids. Gene Ontology annotation, molecular function: oxidoreductase activity, acting on the CH-OH group of donors, NAD or NADP as acceptor. The record is from RefSeq and is a predicted model, not a curated record. The transcript has 6 exons.